This is a messenger RNA of Setaria italica (foxtail millet), 3262 nucleotides long. RefSeq lists its product as uncharacterized. The transcript is spliced from 15 exons. Lineage: Eukaryota; Viridiplantae; Streptophyta; Magnoliopsida; Poales; Poaceae. Gene Ontology annotation, biological process: protein phosphorylation. Gene Ontology annotation, molecular function: protein kinase activity; ATP binding; protein binding. The record is from RefSeq and is a predicted model, not a curated record. Bases 248 to 2788 code for a protein of 846 amino acids.
CUAAAGUAGUUGGUGUCCUUGAUUACCAUCUUUUGAUGGCGUGUAAAGUGCAGUGCCUCCGAUUCUUAAUUAUCUCCACCCACACCUCUUCACUCCUUUAAUUUGAUUGGAGUGCUCUCUAGCUACUUCGUCGCGCACCUCCGGUCAUUGCUACUCCCUCAACACUUGCUUUGGGCCUCCCGGUCCUGGAGAUUUAUCAGGUAUCACUCGAGCAUCAUCCUAGGCAGCAAGGUUCUUGUAUUAGAAGAUGGCUCGCAAUCAAGAAGACAGACGCGCGCGCCUUGCCCUGGAGAAGGCGUUACAUGAUGAUCGCGUGGAGCCAAGCUUUGUUCCUCUCUCACUUCUCGAGGACAUCACAGGGAAUUUCUCCGAGGAUGCAGAGAUUGGCCGUGGAGCAUCUGCAACGGUAUACAAGGGAAGCCUAGAGAAUGGAACGGUUGCCGUGAAGAGGCUAAAGAAGGUUAAAUGGGGAGAUUAUCAGUUUGGAGAUAAUGAGCUUAGUUGUAUGAUACAGGCCAAUCAUAAAAAUAUUGUAAGGCUCUUAGGAUACUGUCUUGUGGCAGAAAGAGCAUGGGUGCCCGUGCCCAGACCAGAAGGCUGGUCCUGGGAAGACGCAAAUCGCCAAUUGCUCCUCUGCACCGAGUACCUGCCUAAUGGCAGCCUUGACAGGUAUAUCAAAGACGAAUCUUGCAGAUUCCAAUGGAGCACACGCUAUCAAAUAAUAAAGGGAAUUUGUGAGGGCCUAGACUAUCUUCACCAGCAAACUGGGCCCAUUAUUCACAGGGAUCUCAAACCUGAGAAUAUACUACUAGAUCAUAACAUGGUGCCAAAGAUCGCGGACUUCGGUCUAUCAAGGAUCUUUAGCGAAGGACAAAUCGACGCCUCUACUGUAAACUUGGCUGGAACUCCCGGAUACAUGGCACCAGAGGUGUAUACAUUUGGCGCCAAUAACAGAGAUAGGAGAUUAAUGAUCUCAAGAGAGGCUGACAGAUAUAGUCUUGGCGUUAUAAUCAUGGAUCUUCUCGUGGGACGUGAUAAAACAAAAGAUUUUCUUCGGAAUAAACAAGGGGGACGCUACAAAGUUGACGAGGUACUUCAAUUUUGGGAGGGUGCGUUUAAGACACUAGCAGAGGAGCACCAUAUACUAGUUAGACAACAAGUAAAGUUAUGUGCUGAGAUAGCCAUGGAAUGCAUGGACAUGGAUCCACGGGAUGAGACUACUGGCGCCUCAGUUUCCGAAGAGAGGAGGACCCCUGAGCAAAGGCCUACGGCAUCCCAAAUCACCCGUAGGCUUGCUGAAAUGGAACAAUCAAACUGGGCAGCACUAGAGAAGCUUUGCCUUGUUGGACCAACCCCAACCGAGAGUGAGGCACUAGCAGCACUUGACAUCCAGCCUCGCGUGCUCUGCUUUCACUUGAAGGAUGCUGAUGAUCACUUGAAGGAUGCUGAUGAUGAGGAAAGGACAUGCUUACUGAACCUAACCAACAGAUCCGAUGGUUAUGUUGGCUUUUGGAUUGAAACUCCUCGGGCCAUCUCUUGCGGUAAGAAAUGCGGAGGCAUUGUGGGUCCACUGAAUACUCGGGUUGUCGUUUUGAGGUUAAAAGGUCCACCUGUGGACACGGGCGUAGUCAAGAUACGGACAAUAGCGAUGAGCAUUUUGGAUGGCCUGAACAGCAAGGGGAUCAUUGAUAAUGGAGGGUUAUUCGCUGACUAUCUACUGGAAAUGAUCUGCAAAUCAGCUGAAGGCGCCUCAUUUGCUGGUGGAAAAAGGUUGCAUGAGACAGUACUGAUGACUGCUGUCAUCCGCCCAUCAUCAUUAGUACGCCCAUCAUCAAGACGACAAUAUGGUCAAAUUCAUUCCAUAGAUGUGCAUCCGGACAAACCAUGGAUUUUGAUCAGUCUCGGAGAGACCAUUUCCAUUUGGAACUACGACACGCAGGAGGAAGAGGAAAGCUUUGCACCCGGUAAGCAAGGCAAAGGCAAAGGUUAUGACCUACGUAAUUAUAUUGAACUGGUCAAAUUUAUGCCAAGAGAGGGAGAAGAAUGGAUCGUGACCGGAGAUACUUCUGGUGUCAUCCGUGUGAUUUUGUAUGAUAAAGAGAAAGAAAUGAAAACAUUCCGACAUGACACGGGUGCUGCUAUCACGUCGCUGGCAAUCCACCCAGAAAAACCACUCGUGCUAUCGACGGAUGCAGAUGGUGCGAUCUGGCUAGAGAACAUGGAUGAUGGUAAGGUCAUUUGGAAACAAAAGGUACCCAUCACCUCCAGGUGGAUCCAUGCCAAGUUUAACCCAAAGGACAACUACAAAACCUUUGUUAGCAUUGACAAGUAUGGCGUAAUGAAGGUCUGGGAAGUCAACGAUUCCACCCAGCCACCUACCGCCAUGCUAAAGGAAAAAAAGUUGGCGCUAGAUAACUUUUUCGAUUAUCUUUGCGCCGACGACAGUGAUCAGCAGUAUAUGAUUAUAUCGAAGAAUCCGGUUGAAGGAGGGGCUAUCGCAUACAAAUGGGAUUUGCAGGCAGAGAAAAUAGCUCACAAAAUUCUUUUUUUCCAAGACCUGGGAAUUACCGCGAUGUCGUGCCACCCAACACUUCCAGUAAUAGUUUUAGGUACCUCCAUACAUGGUUCCUGCGCUAUUUCCUUGUGGAACUCCACUAAUAACAGGGUUGAAAUAGUGAUUGAUAACGACUACUCUGGUGCUGCAAUUAAAGAGUUUGGUUUUAUAGGCUCAACAAGUUGUUAUGGUCUCUCGGUUGCAGUUACAAGGCGGGCUCGUCGUCAGAUAUAGAGGAAACCCGUUGGUCAAAGAUUUCAUAAGAGUCCUGGAAAUCGAUAUGACAACAAUAGCAUAUCAAAAAUAGCAACAACCAUGUUGGACUUGGAGCUCCAUACUACCAUCAGUCCAUCAAAAAAUGAUCUGCCAGGACGCGGCAUUACCUUUGAUCAAUUUGAUUUGAAAAAUCAAUUUUUUUUAUGUGUGUGUUGAUGGGAACAAUAAUGCAAAGUGCCACUGUGCGUGGAAAGAGAGGUUGCGUAGGAAAUUUGUUGGCAAAUUUCUGUUCAUAUACGUUGAAAUGUUGUCUAAAUAGAUGUAGCCAAAUAGGGGUAUGAAGACCCUCGUCUCUUGAUCGGACAUCCACUCUUCAUCCAUGGAUCCGGGUAACUCAUCGAGACGCAUUUUUCUCCUUGUCAGGCAUAAAUUUGUCAAACAUGAGGGGUGCGGGGUUUGUUUUAAUAAAGACAUAUACCUUGCAUGCUCUUA